Messenger RNA from Melampsora larici-populina 98AG31, 1472 nucleotides. RefSeq lists its product as uncharacterized. Lineage: Eukaryota; Fungi; Basidiomycota; Pucciniomycetes; Pucciniales; Melampsoraceae. Bases 56 to 412 code for a protein of 118 amino acids. Gene Ontology annotation, cellular component: proteasome regulatory particle, lid subcomplex; proteasome complex. Gene Ontology annotation, biological process: proteasome assembly; mRNA export from nucleus; double-strand break repair via homologous recombination. The transcript has 6 exons. The record is from RefSeq and is a predicted model, not a curated record.
GACACCAACUUGAAUCACGACAUCAAGACCAACCAAUCAAAUCUCAUCCAAAACAAUGUCAAGUUCAACAACCACAAACCCCAAACCAAGCACAAACCAAAGCGUAAACCCAAGUUCUUUAACCAACAACGAAAGCAAAAGUUUAUCAACUCUAGACACCUUAGGGGAAGACGAUGAAUUUGAAGAUUUCCCAAUCGAAAAUUGGACAGAAGAUAAAUCUGAUAUUUCACAUUUGAUUAUGAAUUCGAAAUCCAAUAAAACUUUAAAUCAAUCUACUACCAUGGAAGAUCUUUGGGAAGAUAAUUGGGAUGAUGAAGUUUUAGAAUCUGAUUUUGCUCAUCAACUUAGAGCUGAAUUAGAGAAAACUAAGACUACUGCUUCUGGAACGGGUCCUACUCCUAUGCAAACCUAAUUCGAUUUCUUCUAAGAUUCUAGAACCUCAAAUCUCAAUCAUAAUAAAAGUUUAAAAAAAAAGUAAUCGGGUAUGGAAGAGAUGUAUUAAAGGUUAAAUCAACGAAAUAUGAAAAGAAACCAAAGAUAGGGAAGGUAUUAAAGUAGACAACCAAUUAGGGUUGUUCUUUAUGACAACGAGAGUUUGAUCAUUGUGUUAUGUUAUUUAGUGUUACAAAUUAAAGGGAAUCAAUCCGAUUUAACAAUCCAACCAAAAACCCAUCCAAAUCGAAUUGAAUUGUAUGAUUUCUUAGAUAGCUUCGGGUCAUAAGACCUUCAACAAAGUAUCCAAACCAGGCAUAUGAUCUAAGAUAGCUAAAGCAGUACAAGAUUUAAUCCCAAUCAAUUCACUUAAAAUCAAACUUGAACCAAUAGGUAAUUCAAUCAAUUCAAUCUUCAUUUCUUGGGGUUUUGAGAAUUGAGAAUUGAUAGAAUGAAUCAUGAAAGGUAAAUGAGAGAUUAAAUUAGAUGAAACUAGAUCUGAUUUACAUAUCAAAAUUAAAGAAAUCUUUAUGUUCGGAUUAAGAUCUAAACCAGAAUUCGUUUGGUUAUGAAUCAAGUUUAGUUUUUGAUUGACCGAAUUGAUUCCCAAAACCAACCCAUUCAAAACCGAUGAAUUUAAUUUUCUUAAAGACUUGAUUUGAAGAUUUGAUUUGAAAGAAGUUUUUUGAGGUUUGGUUGAACGUAGGUGUGGGCUUGAGAUUAAGUUUUGGUUCUUGAUGAGUUCAGUUUUGAAAAUCUUGAUUAAGUUUGUUAAAAGUAAAGUUGAUUUUUUGGGAUCGAAGUUUGGCCAAUCAGAUGUACAUUCUAGUGGAGGUUGAGGUUGAGGAUGAGGUUGAGACUCAGAGUUUAGUUGGAUUUGAUGAGAUUGAAGUGAAUCAUGAAUUAAUUUAAUUUUUUUAUUUUUUUUAGUUUGAUUUUGAUUUCUAUUAGAUUGAUUAGAUGAUAUCUUUUUAGCUAAUGUGGUAUCUUUCAUCUUUGUUAUAUCAUUGACUUGAUGAUCUUGGUUUGAUUGUUUUGUC